Messenger RNA from Daldinia loculata, 3115 nucleotides. Its product is annotated as phosphatidylethanolamine N-methyltransferase. NCBI's taxonomy places the organism in Eukaryota, Fungi, Ascomycota, Sordariomycetes, Xylariales, Hypoxylaceae. The transcript has 3 exons. The coding region runs from base 1 to 2784 and encodes 927 amino acids. Gene Ontology annotation, biological process: phosphatidylcholine biosynthetic process. The record is from RefSeq and is a predicted model, not a curated record. Gene Ontology annotation, molecular function: phosphatidylethanolamine N-methyltransferase activity.
AUGGCCACAACCGGUGAUUCCGCUGCCGAGGUUGGCGAAUUACGCCACAGACAGGUAACGGCGAAUGAACAUGUAAACAGUGACAGUGACGAUGGCAGUGAAGACGUCGUGACAUCUUCUAAACCUAGGAAGACCUAUGGCCGUACCAAGGAUGGAACAAUCUUCACGGUUCCUACUACUCAUGAUAUGGUGUCGCAAUUGCUCGACCCUAGGGAACCUAAGAAUAUAUCGGAUGCAAUUGUCCUUGCUGUUCUUGCCGGCCACAUCUUGACCUUGUAUCUGCUCCCGGACUCCCUGAGGCGGCCCGUGUUCGCCGUUGUCUUUUUGUUUUGGCGUGCCUGUUACAACCUUGGCAUCGGCAUCCUUCUACGCUUGCAGUCAAACGAUAACAAACUUGUAGCGUGGGCUCAGAAAUGGAAGCUCUUCGAAAACCCGGCAACCGGCAAGAACCCACGGCCAUGGCUGUACAAGAUUCUCAAGCGCGAGCUAGAGAUCAAGAUCCCCGAGGACUACCAGUUUGAGAAAGCUCCAAUCGAGUACAACACUUGGCUAGUCUUCAGACGACUUGUGGAUCUCAUUCUCAUGUGUGAUUUCGUCUCAUAUUGCCUAUUUGCUAUCGCUUGUGCCCACGUUCCUCCUGGAGAAUCUAUCUACGUUACCAUUGGUCGAUGGUUCUUUGGAUGGCUCACUAUAGGAUUCAACGUAUGGGUCAAACUCGAUGCCCAUCGAGUUGUGAAAGAUUAUGCCUGGUACUGGGGCGAUUUCUUUUACUUGAUCGACCAGGAGUUGACCUUCGAUGGUGUAUUCGAGAUGGCUCCGCACCCAAUGUACUCAAUUGGGUAUGCAGGAUACUAUGGUAUUUCAGCGCUUGCCGCUAGCUACUCUGUCCUCUUCAUCUCCAUCGUAGCUCAUGCUGCCCAACUCGCCUUCUUGGUCUUCAUCGAGGAUCCUCACAUUCAGAAGACGUAUAACCCUCCUACUCGCAAGAGGGAGGUACCCACCAGACCCCGAAUUCAUAAUUUGUUGGGUAUCAAAAACUUCGACCUACUAAGGACCGUCGAUUAUUCUACCUUUGUAAAUCUCAGUCUUAUCGCUCUUUUCGCUAUCACCACGCCUCAGACGCCGUUGUACCAAUCCAUAUUCUUCUCGCUCGCACUCUUGGUUCGACUCUGGUACUCCGUUGGAUUGGGUGUGAUCCUGACCCGGCAGUCUAACAGUAAAGCAUGGACUCGCCACUUUUUGAAGGUUGGAGAGACUCCAGAGGAGGGUUGGCGACAGUGGAAGGGGUACUAUCACAUUACUCUUAGUCUGUGUUACGCUACCUUCAUCGCUGCCUGCUGGAAGAUGUACUCAGCUCCGGUCGACUGGAACUACGGGUUCGUCCUGCUCAGGCAUGUCAUCGGUGCUAGCCUCAUCGCUCUUCAAAUCUGGACCGCUGUGAGCAUUUAUGAUUCUCUCGGCGAGUUUGGUUGGUUCUUUGGUGACUUUUUCUUCGACCAAGGCGCGAAACUUACGUAUACUUCGAUCUAUCGUUACUUAAACAAUCCGGAGAGAGUGCUCGGCACCGCUGGCUUAUGGGGUGCGGCUAUCAUCACAUGGAGCAAAUCUAUACUCGCUCUCGCAUUAAUUAGCCACCUUCUUACUCUUGGAUUUAUUCACUUCGUCGAGAAACCACACAUGCAAAAGAUUUAUGGCCGCGAACUAAGACGUGAAGCUGGCUUGACGAAAUUCAUCAAGCGUUCUCUGCCUCCGCCUGUUAUGGGAUGGCAGUCGAGCGUCAAUAAGGUCAUGGAUGAGACGUCACACUUUGUGGAAGACUUUUUAGAUACCGCGCGCCCGAAGUUAGCUUCAGGCGUCUCGACGAUCGUGAGAGAUACUACGGCGCUCUUCAAUAAAUAUCCUGCCCGUCUCACCUUGACGAAGCUUUCGCCUGAUCUCGCAGGUUUUGACCCUAAGCAAUAUUCUAUCAACGUGGAAGGUGAGGCAUCAGGAUUCUCCGCUCUGUCGGAACGAGCUAGUGGCAAGGAGGGCACCGCGGGACGAUUCCCUAACGAGUUAAAGACGAUGAUUUUCGAAUACGGCGCCCCGAUUAAAGUCAAGUGGAGAGCACCGGCGAACCACGGUAGAAAGGAUUGGAUUGGUCUCUAUAUGGUAGCCGACAAUCGGUCCCGUGAGAUCACCGAACUCUCAUCCCUUGGACGAUGGAUACCUACCGUGCCUGGCCAAUUCGAAUCUACUACGGCGGAUAGGGGUAUUCUAACAUGGGACCAACCCGUUGAAGACGCCGGUAACAACGACGGCAACCUAGUAAGCGGCGAGAUGGUCUUCUCAGGAGAUAAGCUAUGGUGGACGCAGGGUGUCUUCGAAUUCCGUUACCACCACGACGGAAACCACAAUGUCAUGUCCAUCUCGCAACCCUUCGAAAUUCACGUCAACCACUUCGACUACAAUGACGUGGACGCGGAUAUCGAGGGCUCGGUCCAGCAGGCCAUCGAGUCGGCGCUCCUGCCCGUGGUUCAGAACUGCCUCGACCGUGACCCAGAUAUCGCGCCCAGUACCCCCGCGGAGCCGUUCGGAAGCCACGUGGAGAGGGAUGGCAAGUAUGCUAAGAGAUUGGUGUAUGCCAUCCACCAGAUGUUCGGUAUCGAGUUCGCACCGGCGGUGGUGCCUGCUGAUGGAAAUGUGAGGAAUCUUGCUUGGAGGAUAUGCAAUGCGAAGCAAGUAUUGGCUCCUUACAGUAUGUCCUGCUCGAAGGGAACGACGACGCCUGGGGCUGAGAAAUAGGAGGGGUACCUUGGGUAAUUAUAAACAUUGGGGAAUUGGGGAGCAUAUACAGGCAUAUAUACACACAUACCUACAUACCUUGUAGCAGUAUCCCGUGCAUCAAGUAAUCGAGUAAUCAUAAAUAUCAGCGGGGACGGAGUUAGCGGGAUUGAGUGUUUGGUGUUGGUGUGUUAGCGGUUUAGAAAACGAUUCGUGGGUAGAGUUUUUUGGUUGGUGAAUGAAUGAAUAAAUAAAUAUAAAUACUCAACCUAAGGUACUUGUUUUGCGUCUGAUGAAAGAAAUGGUGCUUGAAUUAUGGUAAUGUUUACUUAGGUACUUAUAUGUAGCAGGC